UAACGAAAGGACUGGUGUCUGUAUUUUGCAUUACUUUCAACUGGAAUACGCUGGAGCGAACCCUACUCAGGUUAAACGUGAUUUUGAUUAUAUUGCGAGAACCAUAUUUCCUAGAGUAAAUUCUUUAUAUUAUACUUUGUUGUAGGCUACUGCUUUUUCACAUUUAUUUAGACUUUUUUUCUGUUCUGAAACUGAUACUGAAUGUUCAGUGUGUUAAGGCUACUCUGGGUUUGUCAGCAAAUUGUUUUAACUCAACUUUCUAAAUGAGUGCAAUUGGGUAAAAAUAGGAAGAUCUCAAGGACCAAGAGAAGCCAGUGCUGGGAUAUGAGUGUGAAUCCUAUUUGAAAUUAUUAUUUAUUAUUAUUUAUCUUUCUUUCAAUUAGGCUAUUGUUGAGUGAAUAUGGUUUAUGGAAAUUGAUUUUUGGUCUAUGGAUGACUUUGGGAGGCAUUCCCAUUGUAAAAAAAGCUGAUGCCCUCAAACAUCAGGCAACUUUUUUUUAAAAAGUCGAAUUACGACUUUGCAGGUGUCGCUCCUCCAAAUCCUGUUGGACUGGAGAUCAUGACCACAAGCGGCCAGCAAACUGCUGCAGCAACAGGGCCACUAGACCUGCGGAUUAAUGGUCCACAUGGAAAAGUUAGUGAGGAGACUGGAGUGAAUCCUUCUGAAUGUGGGACGGCCUCGUGCUGCAAUGGUAACCCUAUGGACAAUGGCAAGGCGAAGGCUGAAGAAAUGCUUGUUCACACACAUGGGGGCCCUGGCCAUAGCAAUGGUACGAGACAAACAGGCACCGAGAUUCAGCGUCCUUCUAGAUCGGCAGCGGUGAUGCCUACGCAGGAGAGGCCACUGAAAACGGAUCUCAAUCGGGAAAAUACUGACUGUCUUAAGAUGCUUGAUCCUACGCCCCCUAGAACUUUACACUCAGUAAAAUGUGAAAGAGACAGCAGUACUGCAGCCGCCUGCGAUUCAAAGACGAUGGACAAACCUGUCUCCAGGCUUCCGUUCAGAAAGCGUCGCUUUCCGGCGGGACAAGAAGCGUAUGGCCAAUCGCGGACGCCGUCUGGAAGUGAAUGCCCUCGGACCGCCAAGAAUACUCAAGAGGGGGGGAGCAUUCCGGCAAAGUUAUCGAAACGAAACGUGCAGGACAGUGUUGGUAUCCGGCAUCAGGUGCAACCGCUCUACACAAAUGGUCAGGGAGACAGGGGACUGGCCAUGGAACUGUAUCAACCAACACCGUACAUCCCUUAUGCAGGUUAUCCAGGCGUGAUCUUCAACCUACCAGUCCCUGUAUCUUUCCCCAUCCGCCCAAAGGAAGAGCCGGGAUACCUGUCCAUAGAUGCAGCAACAUGGAAAGACGAGGACGGAGACACGGCACUCCACAUUGCAGUGGUACAGGGACAGGAAGCUCUAGUUCACAGAUUGAUCCACACGCUGAUCCAGGCUCACAAAGACUUGGACAUAUACAAUUACCUGAGACAGACGCCGCUGCACCUGGCGGUGAUCACUAACCAGGUGAUCCUGGUGGAGGCUCUGCUCCAGGGCGGCUCAGACCCAGGGGUUCUGGACCGGCACGGACAGACGGCGGUCCACCUGUGCUGCGAGCACGGCCUGACCCUGUGCCUGGAGCGCGUGCUGUCCCACCCCUCCCCCCUGCCCUGCCUGGAGGCCCGCAACUACGAGGGUUUGACCCCUCUCCACCUGGCUGUUCAGAACGGGAACAAGAAUCUGGUCAAGCUGUUGCUUAACAGCAGGGCUGACAUCGAUGCUGUGGACAUAAAGAGUGGUCGCAGCCCCCUGGUUCACGCCGUGGAGAAUAAGAACAUAGAGAUGGUCAACUUCCUCAUCGAGAACCGCUGCAAUGUAAACGCACAGUCCUACAGCGGGAACACAGCUCUGCACAGCGCCUGUGGCCGCGGCCAGGUGGAGGUGGUCCGGGUCCUUCUCAGGAACGGGGCCGACAGCAGUCUGAAGAACUACCACAACGACACCGCCCUCAUGGUGGCCAAGAACAAGAAGGUAACAGAUGUACUGCGUGGGAAAGGGUCACGAAGCCAGAACCCCAAACCACUGGACAAGUCCUGUGAGCCCUCCUCCCCACACAGAUGUACACCACUGUCUCAACAACUUAGUCCGAAUGGAACUCCAGUUCAAUCUCCUAUCCACACCCACCAUCGCUCCCCAUUGGCCACCCACAGUGCAUCCCACUCUCCAAGUGGUGCUCUGCCCAAUCAUUGUCCUUUCACACAAUCAACCGAGAGACAGUCGGGCGAAAUAGAACAACAGCAACACCUGCAGCUUCUGGUUGUGCACCCAACCAUGCUAGGAGACAUGCUCUUCCCAAUCCGGCCUGUUGCACCAGGGUGUGGCUACCAGUCUUCCAUGCGAGAUUGUAACAUGCGUGCAAUUAUUCCCAGUUUCAGUCCCUAUCAUCCCCAGGGCGUUCCAAGAACAAACCCUAAUGCCCCAGCCAGCCUCCCCUACCCAGCCAGCCAUAGCCUACCAUUUUUCCAUGGCCAAUCACGUCCAUCCAGCCACAGCAGUGACCAAUCAGAUGCAUCUACUAUGAGCAUUAGCAGUGAGGGGAAAGGUGAAAGUUGACCGUGGUAAGAUUAAAAGUUGACAGGAGAUUUAAUCCACUCACUUACCUCAGUUUUAUGGAGUUUAGGAAUGUGGCACUGCAAACACAUUUUUUUCUUUUGCACUGUUAGCUGCUUAGAGACAGGAAGGAUUUGAUUUUAAAGGUACAAUAAGUAAGACUUUUGUGUUAAAACAUUGUCAAAGACCAUUGUAAAACCCUUCCUAUCAUUGAAAAAGGCUCACUGACAUGUUGACUCACCCUAUGCCUGUGUUUAUAGUCCUUAAAUUCGGGUUUCAAAAUAUACAGUUGACGGACCAACACUCUGUACAAAAAAUAUUGUAUAGCUGUACAAUAAUUCAUUGGUCGAAAAUUGGUUCUAAUUGCCACAGCCAAUGGCGUAGGGGGGUUUUAACAUCAGCACGUUCACAGAGAAGGGGGAGGGAUAAACAGUGUUGUGGUUUGAAGGUGUUUGUUCCUGCAUUUCCUCUCUUGACCGUUAGAAGUCUGAAAUUACCUAUUGUACCUUUAAAAAAUAACUGUGAUGUCAUGAGUGAAUACCAGACAGGAUUUGGGGGAAUAGCAUCAGUAUUGAAGGAUUUACCACUGAAGAGAUGUUCCUAAAUCGAACAUGUCUGCAUUGGCUACAGUUAUAUCACAUGUGAUUUAGGCUAAAUGUAAGGCCGCUUUCCUGCCAAAAGCCAAGUUUGGCCGGCUCACGUGGGGCAGCAAUAAUUGGCUCGCUGCUCCAGAGGGAGGGACUUGGCAGGGUUAUUAGAUCGCCGCACAAUAAGCACCUCGGGCGCCUCGGAAUCACGGCAUCGAGCACGAGACGGCUUGAAGAAGGCGUGUCGCUCUCAUUCGGGCCGCCGAGGGACGGGGUACGGGCGGUACAUCUAAUACGACUACCUCCAAUUGAAUCAGACGAGGUACAAUUGGCUACCAAAUUGGGAGAAAAAGGGAAAAAUCUGGAAAAAUUGUAUUCAAAAAAAAAAAAAAAAUGUAAGGCCGCUUUAUGUCCACUGUAUGUACUGUAUAUUUUCGCAUGUUUCCCUGUAUUUAUUUCCAGGUCCUCAAAUGUUCGUAUUUCCUGUUUAAUGUAAGCUUGGAUUUAAAAAAAAAAACCCAAAAAACAAUGGUUUUGGCAGCCCACAUGAUAAAAAAAAGCUUUGCACUGUGUAUGUGUACAGAAUGCUACAUGAGUUGAAACAAACCUUCUAUAAAGCCUUAUAAUUAUCUAUUAAAAUGUAUUGAUCAGAACUAGGGUUCUCUUAUUUAUUUCUAUACCAAAUUCCAAAAUUAUUACUAUUUUUUAUUAUUAUAUUGUAUUUCAUGCAUUUGUGUCUAUGCAUUGAUUGUGUCGGUAAAGGUUGUAGCUAAAGUUGUGACUGUAUGUGAAUAUGUGUAUAUUCAAAAUGACUUGAGAAUAAAUAUUUUUUCUACAUAAAAA
Molecule: messenger RNA, 4023 nt
Organism: Conger conger (European conger)
Lineage: Eukaryota; Metazoa; Chordata; Actinopteri; Anguilliformes; Congridae
Gene: bcl3
Product: BCL3 transcription coactivator
Exons: 9
Coding region: 470-2596 (708 amino acids)
Molecular function (GO): protein binding
Source: RefSeq, a predicted model, not a curated record